AUGUCCACGGAGCCUGAACUUAUUGAGCUGCGGGAGCUGGCACCCUCACAGCGUGCCGUCCCGGGCCGCACCCGCCUAGAGCGCGCCAACGCGCUGCGUAUAGCGCCCGGCACCACGCGCAACCCCGCAAAGCAGCCGGCCCCUGGCCGCGGCCACCGCUUCCAUCCUGCAGGGCCCACCACGCAUACAUGGUGCGACCUCUGCGGGGACUUCAUCUGGGGCGUCGUGCGCAAGGGUCUGCAGUGCGCGCACUGCAAGUUCACCUGCCACUACCGCUGUCGCGCACUCGUCUGUCUGGACUGCUGCGGACCCCGAGACCUGGACUGGGAGCCGGCGUUGGAGCGGGACACGAACGUGCUUUCUCCUCUCUUUCAGGAUGAACCUGUGGAGUGGGAGACACCUGACCUUUCUCAGGCUGAGAUUGAGCAGAAGAUCAAGGAAUACAACAGCCAGAUCAAUAGCAACCUCUUCAUGAGUUUGAACAAGGAUGGUUCAUAUACAGGCUUCAUAAAAGUUCAGCUAAAGCUUGUGCGUCCUGUCUCAGUGCCCUCCAGCAAGAAGCCACCCUCCCUGCAGGAUUGCCGGCGGAGUCCAGGACGGCCCACAGCUGUGAGGCGCCGAACUUCCUUCUACCUGCCUAAGGAUGCUAUUAAGCACCUACACGUGCUUUCACGCACACGGGCACGUGAGGUCAUUGAAGCCCUACUUCGCAAAUUCUUGGUGGUGGAUGACCCCCGUAAGUUUGCACUCUUUGAGCGGGCUGAGCGCCACAACCAAGUGUAUCUUCGGAAACUAUCGGAUGAUGAACAGCCCCUGCGGCUGCGGCUCCUCGCUGGGCCCAGUGAGAAGGCCUUGAGUUUUGUCCUAAAGGAGAAUGACUCUGGGGAGGUGAACUGGGAUGCCUUCAGCUUACCUGAACUUCACAACUUUCUGCGCAUCUUACAGCGAGAGGAAGAGGAACACCUUCGCCAGAUCCUCCAAAAGUACUCCUUUUGCCGCCAGAAGAUCCAGGAGGCUCUGCAUGCCUGCCCCUUGGGGUGA
Messenger RNA from Elephantulus edwardii (Cape elephant shrew), 1041 nucleotides. It is a transcript of the gene RASSF1, whose product is annotated as Ras association (RalGDS/AF-6) domain family member 1. Gene Ontology annotation, cellular component: microtubule cytoskeleton; nucleus. The record is from RefSeq and is a predicted model, not a curated record. The coding region runs from base 1 to 1041 and encodes 346 amino acids. Gene Ontology annotation, biological process: Ras protein signal transduction. The transcript has 6 exons. NCBI's taxonomy places the organism in Eukaryota, Metazoa, Chordata, Mammalia, Macroscelidea, Macroscelididae.